Molecule: messenger RNA, 2969 nt
Organism: Cololabis saira (Pacific saury)
Lineage: Eukaryota; Metazoa; Chordata; Actinopteri; Beloniformes; Belonidae
Gene: ptpn2a
Product: protein tyrosine phosphatase non-receptor type 2a
Exons: 9
Coding region: 172-1413 (413 amino acids)
Biological process (GO): protein dephosphorylation
Molecular function (GO): protein tyrosine phosphatase activity
Source: RefSeq, a predicted model, not a curated record
AGCGGGUCAGCAGCGUGCAGGCAGCAGUGAGGGAGCCGCAGACUCCCGCAGGGAUCCCGCUCUCACGCAGCUACCGCAGCUCCCGCAGCUCCGCUGCUGCUCACAUGCUGGACAGGAGGGACUGAGCGGCUGAACGGGGCUCUUCUAACGCGGACACCAGCAGCUAUCAGGAUGGAGGGGGAGUUCGAGGACAUCGACUCGGUCGGGAGCUGGCAGAACGUCUACAACGAAAUCCGCAACCAGGCCAGCGAGUAUCCGUACAGAGUAGCCAAACUCCCAGCGAACAGGAAUUUGAACCGCUACAGAGACGUAAGCCCAUAUGACCACAGUCGAGUAAAACUUGAAAACUCUGAAAACGACUACAUCAACGCAAGUUUAGUCACGGAGAAAGAAGCUCAAAGGGCCUACAUUCUUUCUCAGGGGCCUCUGAGGAAUACAUGUGGUCACUUCUGGCUGAUGAUCUGGCAGCAAUGUUCCAAAGCUGUUAUCAUGCUGAACAGAGUGAUAGAAAAAGGAUCUGAAAAGUGUGCUCAGUACUGGCCCACCGCAGAAGAGCUGCAGAUGUCGUUCACAGACACGGGAUUUGUUGUGAGACUGCUGUCAGAGGUGGAUCAAUCCCAUUAUAUCAUUAGGGUGCUAGAACUACAAAACACAAAGACGGGAGAGUCGAGAGAGAUCUACCACUUUCACUACACCACGUGGCCUGACUUUGGCGUGCCAGAAUCUCCCGCUGCUUUCCUGGACUUCCUGCUGAAGGUGCGGGAGUCGGGCUCCCUGGGCUCGGAGCACGGGCCCUCGGUGGUGCACUGCAGCGCUGGGAUCGGACGGUCGGGGACCUUCGCCCUGGUGGACACCUGCCUCGUCCUGAUGGACAAGAGGAAAGGCCCGUCAUCGGUGGAGAUCCAGAAGGUGCUACUGGGCAUGAGAGAGUACCGCAUGGGCCUGAUCCAGACUCCCGACCAGCUGCGCUUCUCUUACAUGGCCGUCAUCGAGGGAGCCAAGUUCAUCCUGACAGACAGCUCAGCAGCUCAGCAGAUGGUGCAGGAAGGUCUGCUCAGCGAUGACCUGGAGCCAGAUCUGCCCCCUCCACCCCCUCCACCCAGACCUCAUCUGAAUGACAGCAGGCCCAACGGGCCGUGUCUGGAGCCAGAGACCAGCACAGAAGCCCCGCUCCCAACAGCAAAGUUCGAUGUCCCAGAUCACCCUGUGGCAGACAACUCCGGGCCCCUGAGAAAGAGACACCGCGAGGAGAGGAUUGCCAGCACAACACAGAAGAUCCAGCAGAUGAAACAGAGACUGACGGACUCAGAGAAGAAGCAGGAGAAGUGGGAGUACUGGAGGCCCGUCCUGCUCAACGUCGGGGCCGGGGCCGCGUGUGUCGUCGGCCUGCUGUGCUGGAUGUACUAUCGAUGAAAUAACUCGCCGUCUCCUAAGACUGACUCCUAUUUUGCACCAGUACCUGGGAUUAGGUACCUCUUGUCUAAGUAGGUGUAGAUGUGCAUAACUGAGGAUAUUUAUUUCUUAAGGUCAAAAUGCAGGAGCGCUAGAUCAAAUGAGUUUGUGUAUAUUUUUCUUGUUAAGUGGUAACAUCUCAGGAUCUUGGUGCCAGCAAGGUGAAUUUGAUUUUAUUUUUCUUCUCGUCACUGUUGAAUGUACUGUAGCAUAGUGAAAUGGCUUUGAGAGAAACUUACAGAAGGUGCAGUACAAAGGAAAAAAAACAAAAACAUUCUGACUGGUUUAUUUUAUGCAUUCUUAAUGGUCAGAUGUACAUUGAUCAACUGUGGACACGUUUUGCAUUUUGCUUUUCAGGAUGACUCGUGGUGACAUUCAGUCCUACCGUAAAUGUGUGGAAAGACUUCAGAGCCAAAACGUCAACUUUGGGAAUUGAGUUUUUCUUGUUUUAUGAGGAAAUGCAUGCACUUGCAGGUUUUCCACACCUCCGCCUGUUCUUCCACUCACAUUCUGCAGGGCAUCCCACUAUGGCCAGAUUUAUAUUUUUGCGUAGCUGGACAUUUCAAGGGACCCUCUCAAUGUAUUCAAAUUGUGCUUGAAUAUUAUCCUUGACUUUUUAUGUUACAAGUACAUUUCCUCUUGUCUCAUAUUAACUUUUGUUUGUCAUGCGAAUCAUCCAAGCUGCCAGCUCCCUUGCCAAUGUUCGCCCACUGGAUGGGUUCAUGUGUGUACUUUUGAGUUUACCCACUGUUGUUUUGUUGUUGAGCAAACCAAAGUUGUCCGUUUUAGGAAGAUCAGCAGCCAGGCAAGCUGUUCCAUGAUGAAGCCUUGUACUCCCAUCACCUGUAAUUUAUGUUCUCUUAGAUCUGAUAGGACUCACACGUAUGUUUCAAAUUAUCAGACAUAGUACUUUUGAGUUUUUUUGUGUGUCUCCUUAAAUUUAUCAUAGAGCUUCACCAAACUGGUUUUCAUCUAACAUGGAUUAGUCUGAAGUUAUAAAUUGGAGCAGAACACCCUGGAUCAAGUCCAAUUUAAAAGAAAAUGAUAGUAAACACAUCUGACAGUUGAUAUUGGUUUUUAAUGUGCCUUGAAGUACAGUAAGGUAAACUGAAGGUCUCCAACAUGAUCAGAACAGAAAGCGACUUGUGCGAACAGUCCCAAAGGAAAAGAAUGACGCAACACACUGCAAUGACAAGUUUGUAAAAACUGGAGGUGUUGUACCAUAAAUUUGAAGUCAGUUGCACUCUUUAAGUGUGUUGAUGGCUUUUACUGACCACUGAAAUGAGAUGUGUGUCCGGCUACUGUUGCUCACGGCUUUUUGACUUGUUUUCGUGUUACUGAAGACGUUGAUUUGACCUUGACAUUCCGUUUGUUCUUGAUGUCCACUUAAGAUUUCAGGGAAGUUCUGUACGCUGCUGAGUUGCAGUGCAAACAAUACAAAUGAUUUGUUUUUGAGAAAAGAAAAAUAACUAGAAAUACAUAGAGAAAAAAAUAAAACAAAAUCAUUUUUUAUUCAA